AUGAACCGCCGCCGACGAUUUCUCUGCAUUAUAAUUCUCCUGACCAUUGCCAUCGUCACCGUAUACAACUCGUACGAAACCAUUGGUCGCUUCCUGCGCCUAUUCGUGCCCCAUGCCGGCUACCCCCUCAGUCAGGACCAAGCGCUGGCCCGGUUCAGGGUCCAGAGGCAGCAACCGAAAAACGUGCCGCGCCUCAUCCACCAGGUUCUGCACAACUGGCGGCACGCGGGCAACGAAUCGGCCUUGCUGCUGCCAGAAUGGGAAACGCAGCGCCAGUCAUGCAGGGACAAGAAUCCCGAGUGGGAAUACAAGUUGUGGACGGAAGACAUGUCGCGCGACCUGAUCCGGGAUGAAUAUCCCUGGUUUUUAAAAACAUAUGAUAAUUUCAGAUAUCCUGUUCAAAGGGAACAAACUGUUCGCUAUUUUAUCUUGCGACAAUAUGGCGGUAUUUAUAUUGACCUCGACUUUGGCUGUGUCGACAGUCUCGAAAGCCUACGACCCUACUCCGUCUUCAUAGCCGACCACCGCCGCGGCACCCUCAGCGACAAGGUCCUCGGCGGUAGCCCCCAGCACCCCUUUUGGAUCCGCAUCACCGAGACCAUCCCGCGCCACUCGCACUGGUACCUUGUGCCGUCCCUCACCAUCCUCUACGGCACCGGCCGCUGGUUCCUCACCGCCGCCUGGGACCGCUGGCACUGGGACAACUGCCAGCAGACGCUGUUCCGCCACGGGCCCCGCACCGCCGACUGGCUCACGCGCCUGUCGAUGCCGCGGUGGCGCGGCGCCCCCGAGUGGUCAAUCUUCAGCAGCCACCGCGGGGGACGCGCCGACACCUGGCCCGUGGACCUUUUCGUGCUCGGCCGCCAGCACUGGGUCGUGUCCAUUGUGAGCGGCGUUGUGGGCGCCGCGAUUGGGGUCUACUUGGGCGUCAAGCUGUUCCGGAAGAGAUGCGCGAGGAGACGGAGAGGAGGGUACAGGCCCAUCACGGACGCGGAGAGGAGCUUGUAA
Cordyceps militaris CM01 is the source of this 1008-nucleotide messenger RNA. RefSeq names its product mannosyl phosphorylinositol ceramide synthase CSH1, putative. Gene Ontology annotation, biological process: mannosyl-inositol phosphorylceramide biosynthetic process. The coding region runs from base 1 to 1008 and encodes 335 amino acids. NCBI's taxonomy places the organism in Eukaryota, Fungi, Ascomycota, Sordariomycetes, Hypocreales, Cordycipitaceae. The record is from RefSeq and is a predicted model, not a curated record. The transcript has 3 exons. Gene Ontology annotation, molecular function: mannosyltransferase activity.